CUCAAAUUCUCUUUUCUCAAUCAAUAAUAACAUAUCAGAUUAGUAACCUAGAAAUAAUGAGUUUAUUGUAUUUUAUUCGAAUAAGAGACAUAUUUUAAGGUAUUAAAACCCUAAGAUUUAGUUGUAAGGUAUAACUUCAUUGUGUUUUAAUAGAAGAAAAUGGAUGACGUUGAAAAAUUAAGUUGCAAAGAGGAAAUAGUAGAUCUGAGUGACAUGGAGCAUUCUGCCAACGACGAGUCAAAGGAAUUUGAGGAGAAAUCAAAAAAAAGAAAGAGGAGACGCCGUGAAAUAGAUAUGAUAAAGUUAUCAGAUGACGAUGAAACAGAUGAUGAAGUUUCUGGAAAGAAGAUGAUAAGAAGGAUGAGCCCAGUUCCCAAUUCACCAGCCUCACACAGAGAGCCUCGGACUUGUGUGUUAAAGGCCAGUCAGAAGCGUCGUCCUUUGUCUCGUCUGCUGGAACAGUUGCUGAGGAACUUGGAGAAGCGAGACCCACACCAGUUUUUUGCAUGGCCGGUUAACGACAACUUUGCACCUGGCUACUCCUCCAUCAUAAAGCGACCUAUGGACUUCUCUACAAUUAAACAGAAGAUAGACGACAAUGAGUACAAGUCACUAAAUUGUUUUAUUAGUGACUUCAAGUUGAUGUGCAACAAUGCAAUGAAGUACAACAAGCCGGGCACGGUGUACCACAAGGCGGCGCGCAGGCUGCUGCAUGCCGGCCUCAAGCAGCUGACGCCACACAAGCUGCGUCCGCUCGGGGACAUCCUCACCUACAUGUACGAGAUACCCAUCCGGGAGCUCGGCUUUGACAUUGGCAAGAUGGAUGUUCCUCUUAGGACAUACGGCCGAAAGCACAAAGUGCUGAAGCGCAGCAGCCCCAUCAAGAGCGGCGGGUCGGAGGCCGAGGCGGUGUCCGACGGCGGGCUGGAGCGCCCCGACGUCGACAGCGGCGACUGCGGAGACAGCCUCAAGAUACAGAUGGAGGCCGCCAGGGAGCAGCACCGCAAACGGCUCGCCAAGAAAGCAUUUCCGCGCAUGGACAGCGAGGGCAAGACGACGCUGUGCCUGGUGACGAGCACGGUGGAGGGGGGCGCGGGCGCAGGCGGGGAGGAGCGCCCCCCCACACUGGCGCAGUACAUCGGCAAGCUGACGCAGGGCACCGGCACAUUGCACACGCCUCGCGAGGACCGCCGCAACCUCGCCAAGUGCGUGAAGCCGCUCAACUACGGCCCCUUCGGCUCCUACGCGCCGGCAUACGACGGCACCUUCGCAACACUCACCAAGGACGAGACGCACCUCGUCUACCACACGCUGCCGUACGAGAUGGGUCAAGGUAACGAGGAGCUGCUGCGGUUCGCGCCGGACUCUCCAUGGACCGCCAUCUACGACAUGGAGGCCAUGUUCCCCGAGCGCAGGGCGCAGCCCGAGCCCGCACCGACAUCUGACGAUAAUGAGCUGUCGAAGGUGAAGGUGGACGUGGAGGAGCUGCGCAGCCUGGCGGCGCUGGGCAUCGACGUGGACUUCCUCACCGACAUCGAGGAGGACCUGGCGGCCGCUCAGCACGACUACGGCAUCUCCGCCGCACUCAGACAUACACACGAACUCAUACUCAAACUCGAGAAGGAGCAGCGGGAAAGACUGUCGCAGCCGCCGCCCUGGCACCUGUCGCUGUGCGCGCGCGCGGGCGCGGCGGAGCGGGCGGCGGCGCGCGCGCUGGCGGGCUGGCUGCGCGGUAUGCUGGCGCGAGUGCCGCCCAGACACGUCGCGCCCACGCACGCCCUCCGCAAGGCGCUCGGCGUCACACUAGAACAUCUCGACACGCCGCUGGCGGUUGACGACUUCGAGCUGGAGUUGCCGGAGGGUCGUGAGGUGCGGGAAGUCCGCGAUACCUCAGACCCAGAGUCGCGUCACUCCGUCUCCAGUCAAUAA
This is a messenger RNA of Papilio machaon (common yellow swallowtail), 1929 nucleotides long. Its product is annotated as bromodomain-containing protein 7. The transcript is spliced from 13 exons. Gene Ontology annotation, biological process: regulation of transcription by RNA polymerase II. Gene Ontology annotation, cellular component: nucleus. The record is from RefSeq and is a predicted model, not a curated record. NCBI's taxonomy places the organism in Eukaryota, Metazoa, Arthropoda, Insecta, Lepidoptera, Papilionidae. Bases 160 to 1929 code for a protein of 589 amino acids.